CGCUCCCGAGGUAGACAAUAGAAGCUAACGGCCCAAGAGUGCUAAUUCCGCCAUUAUACUCAGUCCUGAGAAAAAUUGUCCUGAACCUUUAUCUGAUGUUUAUUCUGCGGAUAUAGUCUUUAACAUUCACUCUAGAUAUCAUCUCAUAUAUCCAGCUCAUUCUUCUUUCGCGCCAUUUAUGAGUGAUGGAAGGUCAAUGUUCGGAAGAAGUCGUAAUUCCGGACAUAACCGAUCCUCUGGCGAACAAAACCGAAAGCAACGAAAAUGAAUCUUCGGAAGCCCACGGAACUCAAUCUAGAGUGUCGGUGGCUUCAGUGGAAGAUGUUUCUGUCACACCUUCGGUUCCUGUGGGAUCUUUGAUUAACGUUUCUGCUGGCGGGGCUUCUUUUAACGUCAUAACACCUGAGCAAUUACAGAUUACUAGUUCAGGAGGUUUGAGGCCAAUUCUAUGUGUGGAAAACAGUUGUAUAUGUGACAAUCAUCCUGACAAAGAGGGUGAUUCAGGCCACCGUACUGCUCAGUGGUUUAGAAGUGAGGAUGUUCUAAAGGCGACACAUAUAGUCAUUGAAAAUAAUGAUGACUCUGGCAUCCCCAAUAAUGCUUCAUGGUUGGCUUCAGCUAGUCAGCCAAUCAUUCCUGUUAGGUGCAAGAAUACAAGUGGAGAGCUUUACAAAUCCAGAUUUGGUUCUGGAGGUCGAGGUCGUUGCAUCAAGCUUGGAAAUAGUUGGUAUACCCCAAGUGAAUUUGAAGCUGUUUGUGGGAGAGCAUCCAGUAAAGAUUGGAAGAGGAGCAUUAGAUUUGGUGGUCGAAGCUUGCAGUCCCUGAUUGAUGGUGGUAUACUUACUCCUCAUGCUACAAGUUGUACUUGUGCUGCCUGCUGUGAUGAUGAACGUGCGAUGGGGCCUGUUCGUCUUUUCACCCCAUAUAAAAGGAAACGAAGGAAAGAAAACGAAGAUGGAAACAUAAGAAAAACUAAAAAAGAUGAGGGUAAUAGAGAUAUGUGUGAUGGCAUCAAUGGAGAUGAGAGCUGUGAUUCUAAUGGUUCAGAACUUAUUAUUUACUUUCGCUCCUAUUAUCAUUUACUGAAUAUAAAUCUUAUAAAGUUAAAUUUAUUCACAGAAUUGGAUACGUCCCAAGAAGUUGUUACAACGAGCAUGACUAAUGCUGGGACAGUAGUCAAUUCUAAUGCUAAUGGUAAUGGCCAUCAGGUGACAGAUGAUUCUAAUGCAUCUUUUCCUGGACCUCUUUCAGAAUUACUAGCUCGUCUUGACAAGACAUCUAGCAAAAUUUUGAAAAUGGCAUUACAACUACGCAAAGAUGUGGAUGAACUGAAAGGACAGUGGAAGACUGAGAGGAACCAUUUGCAGCUGGAGCAUAAGAGGGACAAAGAAGAGGCUGUCCUUACUGCGCGAGUUGAAGCUCAAGUUGCUUGUUCUAGGGCUGUAUUUGAUUCCACUGUUCAUGUUGUUGAUCCUAAUUCAACAGUAGGACUGCAACCCUCUGAAGAUAACAAUGAUAAUAAAAAGUGUGCGAAUUGCAAUAGGGAUGCCUAUGCUGAAUGUUCGCUCUGCCGUAGAACUCCUUACUGUUCCACCUUUUGCCAGAGGAAAGAUUGGUCCAGCCAUCAAGUGGAAUGUGUACGGAGUGCAACUAAUGAACAGGGUUCGAUCAUGUUGAUUGUUGAAAGUGCCUCUGAGCCCAUCAUCGGGGUCCAAGAGUAAUCUCAACAAUGCAUGUCUUUUGUACAUAUUUAUUUGAUUUUGAUUUCCUUUUAUAAAUAACAUGUUCAUAGUUUUAUUAAAUCUGUUUUAAUUUCAUACUGAAUAGGGCUUUGUUAUU
Nezara viridula (southern green stink bug) is the source of this 1839-nucleotide messenger RNA. Lineage: Eukaryota; Metazoa; Arthropoda; Insecta; Hemiptera; Pentatomidae. The record is from the annotation of a GenBank genome assembly.